GAGUCGGAGCUGCGCAUGUCUGCGAGCAGGCUCACUCACAAGCCAGGCAGGAGCCGCUCGUUCAUAGAGCCGAGGGAAGGAAAAUAAUAACGCCGUGGACGCCUCCGAGAAGGAAAGAAAAGAUAGGAAUUAUACGAAUUAACGAUGAGGAAAUUGCUGCAAAAAUUAAGGCCGUCCACGUGAGGAUACGCCGCGUCGAGAAGAGAACCAAAGGCGUGUAGUGAGAGAAAGAGGGAGAGAGAAAGAGAGAGCGACCCAGCCAGCCAGCCGGCCGAAGCCGCUACCACCCCUCCACUCAUCUCCGAGUGGAUGGUGCAGAUUUCUUUACGGCUAAAAUAAAUGGGAGAAGUUGGGCCUCGACUCCCGGGGCAAGGGGCCGAGUGCUGUACCGUGAGGGAAAUAACGGCCCCUGCCAUCCUGACUGAGUACUCUCGAGCCACCGCCUUCCAGAUUAAACGUUUAUAAAAAAAUUGCCCGCAAAGAUUGACGUUAAUAUAAACAAACACUGCGAUUUCUGCUGGAGAUUAUCUCUUCGUCAUUUUUGUGGCUUUCUAUUCCCAGUAGGAUUGUGCGCAAAAAUAUCUUGGAGCAAACAUGUCGGCAAAGGUGAGGCUGAAGAAGUUAGAACAGAUAUUAAUGGAGGGGCAUCAGAAGAAUGAAAAUUCACUCAGCGUCGAGACUCUCUUGGAUCUUUUAAUCUGUUUGUACAACGAAUGCAGCAGUUCCCCCCUAAGGAGAGAGAAAUAUGUGUCAGAAUUUCUUGAGUGGGUUAAACCAUUCACAACCACAGUGAAGGAAAUGAGACUCCACAGAGAUGACUUUGAAAUGCUAAAGGUCAUUGGACGAGGAGCCUUUGGAGAGGUGGCAGUUGUUAAAAUGAAAAAUACAGAGCGGGUUUAUGCAAUGAAGAUUCUUAACAAGUGGGAAAUGUUGAAGCGAGCUGAAACUGCUUGCUUUCGUGAGGAGAGGAAUGUUUUAGUCAAUGGAGACUGCCAGUGGAUCACUACCUUGCACUAUGCCUUUCAAGAUGAUAACUAUUUGUAUUUAGUCAUGGACUACUAUGUUGGUGGAGACCUUCUAACACUACUCAGCAAAUUUGAAGAUAGGCUUCCAGAAGAUAUGGCCAAAUUUUACUUGUCAGAAAUGGUUUUGGCAAUUCAUUCCAUUCAUCAGCAUCACUAUGUUCACAGAGAUAUAAAGCCAGACAAUGUGUUACUUGAUAUGAACGGACAUAUACGUCUUGCUGACUUUGGUUCCUGCUUGAAAAUGAUGGAGGAUGGUACAGUACAGUCAUCGGUAGCAGUGGGCACGCCAGAUUACAUCUCCCCAGAAAUUCUUCAGGCAAUGGAAGAUGGCAUGGGAAAGUAUGGGCCAGAAUGUGACUGGUGGUCUUUAGGUGUAUGCAUGUAUGAAAUGCUGUAUGGAGAGACGCCUUUCUAUGCUGAGUCUUUAGUAGAAACAUACGGGAAAAUUAUGAAUCAUGAAGAGCGUUUCCAGUUCCCAUCACAUAUUACAGAUGUUUCUGAAGAUGCAAAAGACCUUAUUCAAAGGCUUAUUUGCAGCAGGGAACGCCGACUAGGACAGAAUGGGAUUGAAGACUUUAAAAAGCAUCCCUUCUUCAUGGGUAUUGACUGGGAGAAUAUCCGCAACACUGAAGCACCAUAUAUUCCUGAUGUUAGCAGUCCCUCAGAUACCUCUAACUUUGAUGUGGAUGAUGAUGUGCUGAAAAAUCCGGAUGUUGUUCCACCAGCCUCCCACACUGGUUUCUCUGGACUGCAUUUGCCCUUUGUAGGAUUCACAUACACUACAGAAAGCUGUUUCUCUGACAGAAGCUCUUUGAAGAUGAUUAGGAAUGCAGAUGAUGCCUUCCCUGAUUCUGAUUUGCAGAGAGACUUGGACAACAGCCUUCAGGUGGAGGCUUUCGAAAGGAGAAUUAAAAGACUUGAGCAAGAGAAACUGGAACUAAGUCGCAAAUUGCAAGAGUCUACGCAAGCUGUGCAGUCACUUCAUGUCUCAGGCAGAGGGUUAGGAACAUCAAACAGAGAAAAAGAAACAAAAAAAUUAAAUGAAGAAAUUGAGCGCCUAAAGAAGAAAUUAGCAGAUUCUGAUCGUCUGGAACAUCAACUGGAAGAAGCAGUAGCACUACAGCAAGAAUAUGAAAACUGUGUAAACAAACAAAAGGCUCUUGAAAAGCAAGUCAAAGCACUUAAGCAGGAAAAAGAAGAUUUUCAUAAGCAAUUAGUAGAGGCCUUGGAGAGGCUAAAAUCUCAGACCAAGGAGCUAAAAGAUGCUCACCAGCAGCGUAAACUGGCUAUGAAAGAGUUCUCUGAGCUUAAUGAGCGCAUGGCUGAGCUGCUCUCCCAAAAACAGAAACUGUCACGACAUCUGCGAGACAAGGAGGAGGAGAUGGAGGUGGUCAUGCAGAAAAUUGACUCCAUGAGACAGGAUAUGCGAAAAACAGAAAAAGCCAGAAAAGAGCUGGAAGCCCAGCUUGAAGAUGCCUUGGCUGAGGCUUCAAAAGAGCGAAAGUUAAGAGAGCACAGCGACAGUUAUUCCAAGCAGCUGGAAAGUGAGCUUGAAACUCUCAAGGUAAAGCAGGGCGGUCGAGUUGCUGGUGUCAGCUUGGAAGCACAGCAAGAACUCUCAAAGGUGAAAUCAGAGCUGGACAAGAAAAUCUUGUUCUAUGAAGAGGAGUUGGUGCGACGGGAGGCAUCCCAUUCAUCAGAGCUCAAAAAUUUGAAGAAAGAGGUUCAUGAUUCAGACAGUCAACAGCUGACCCUUCAAAAGGAGAUACUGAUGCUCAAGGAUAAACUUGAGAAAUCAAAACGUGAAAGGCAAAGUGAGAUGGAAGAAGCUGUUGGAACUUUGAAAGAAAAAUAUGAACGCGAAAGAACUAUGCUAACAGACGAAAAUAAGAAGUUAACAACUGAAAAUGACAAGCUUUGCUCAUUUGUUGAUAAUCUGACUGCCCAGAACCGGCAACUAGAAGAUGAAUUUCAAGACUUGGCAGCCAAGAAAGAAUCUGUUGCCCACUGGGAAGCUCAGAUAGCAGAAAUCAUCCAAUGGGUGAGUGAUGAAAAAGAUGCCAGGGGAUACUUACAAGCAUUAGCAUCAAAGAUGACAGAAGAACUUGAGUUGUUGAGAAACUCUAGCUUGGGAUCCAGGCCAUUGCAAAAUACUACAGUAAACAGUCCAUUUCAGAGGUCUUUGAUCCCAAAUGUUGGAGAUAAAUUGGACCCUCUUUGGAAGGUGCGGCGCAGCCAGAAGCUGGAUAUGUCAGCUCGCCUUGAGCUGCAGUCGGCCCUUGAAGCAGAAAUUCGUGCCAAACAACUUGUACAGGAGGAGCUGAGAAAAAGCAAGGCUUCAAACAUAUCUUUUGAAAGUAAACUGAAAGAAUCAGAAGUGAAGAAUAGGGAAUUAAUGGAGCAAAUUGAGGUAAUGAAGAAAGAGUUGGAAGACAACCGAUCACGUGCUGAAAAAGGUUUGAAACUUCCUGACUUUCAGGAAUCAAUUUUCGAAUACUUCAACACUUCUCCACUUCCGCAUGACUUAACAUUUAGGGAUUCAGUCUCCUCCUCAUCUGCAUCCUCUCUGCUAGCAUUUUGGGAUGAAACCAGUUCAAUUAGUGAACUAGACACUUCUUUGCAGAAGCCUGAAGUCUCUUCCUCCCAUCCUGUAGUAAUAGAGCCAGAGGAACCAGCAAAAGCACCAGACAUCAACCCAGUUACUACUGCCGCUGUUGGUUUUUCUUCAUCCUUAAAUGUCCCAAAGCCAAAAGCUCAUCGUUUGAGUAUUAAGACAUUCUUGAGUCCUACUCAGUGUACUCACUGCACCUCCCUGAUGGUGGGUUUGAUACGUCAAGGUUAUGCAUGUGAGGUCUGUUCCUUCAUAUGUCACACUUCCUGUAAGGACAGCGCACCAGUUAUUUGUCCAAUACCACCAGAGCAGGCCAAAAGACCUUUGGGCAUUGAUGUCCAAAGAGGCAUAGGAACAGCAUACAAAGGAUUUGUCAGGAUCCCCAAACCAACAGGAGUGAGAAAAGGGUGGCAGCGCGCUUUUGCAGUUGUUUGCGAUUGUAAACUUUUUUUAUAUGAUGUACCUGAGGGAAAAUCUACACAACCUGGUGUUGUAGCCAGCUUAGUCUUAGAUCUUAGAGAUGAAGAUUUUUCUGUAAGCUCUGUAUUGGCAUCUGAUGUGAUUCAUGCAACAAGAAAAGAUGUACCCUGCAUUUUUAAGGUAACUUCUUCUCUUUUGAGUUCUCCUUCAAAGUCCUAUUCACUGCUAAUCUUGGCUGAAAGUGAAGUAGAAAAGAGGAAGUGGGUUGGAAUCCUGGAGGGGCUGCAAAAUAUCUUGAACAAGAACAAACUGAAAAACAGAGUGGUGCACGUCCCACAGGAAGCCUAUGAUAAUACACUGCCUGCAAUUAAAACAACAUUAUCUGCUGCUAUUGUAGACCGGGAGCGCAUUGCCCUUGGCACAGAGGAAGGUCUAUAUGUUGUAGAAGUUACAAGAGAUGUAAUAGUGCGAGCUGCUGACUGUAAGAAAGUGCACCAGAUUGAGCUCAUUCCCAAAGAAAAAAUAAUCAUCCUCAUAUGUGGCCGUAACCGUCAUGUGCACUUAUACCCAUGGUCUACACUGGAUGGGCCUGAAACAAAUUACGAUGUCAAACUUCCUGACACCAAGGGAUGUCAAACUCUUACCACAGGUUCCCUCAGGCAAGGUGGACCUACUUGUGUGUUAGUAGCAGUUAAGAGGCAAGUGUUAUUCUAUGAGAUUACCAGAAGUAAACCUCACCACAAGAAAAUAAUGGAGUUGAAUGCACCUGGAACAAUUCAGUGGAUGGCCCUGUUCAGGGAUCAGCUUUGUGUUGGCUAUCCUUCUGGAUUCUCAUUACUAAGUCUCCAGGGAGAAGGUUCUGUCACAAACUUGGUCAAUCCAACUGACAGCUCCUUAGCCUUCCUUAGCCAGCAGACAUUGGAUGCUCUUUGUGCUGUAGAUGUUAGUACCAAUGAAUACCUUCUCUGCUUUAGCCAUCUUGGCAUCUAUGUGGAUUCUCAAGGUCGAAGGACACGAAUGCAGGAGCUUAUGUGGCCAGCAACUCCGAUCGCGUGUAGUUACAGUUCAUCCUACCUUACUGUCUACAGUGAAUAUGGUGUUGAUGUCUUUGAUGUGACUUCAAUGGAGUGGGUUCAGACUAUUGCUUUAAGGAAAAUCAGGCCAUUAAAUGUCGAAGGCACACUAAACAUCCUCAGCUGGGAGCAGCCAAGACUGUUAUACUUCAGUAACAACUACACUGAAACUGCUGAACUGGCCAUUCCAGAAACCUGCGACAACAGUAAGAAGCAAAUGGUACGCACUCGAAGCAAAAGAAAGUUUGUAUUUAAGGCACCUCUGGAGGAGAAGAUGCAGCAAAGAUGGGAGAUGCUAAAGGACCCAGAAAUGAGGUCUAGGAUGAUCUCCAAUCCAACAAACUUCAACCAUGUGGCUCAUAUGGGACCAGGUGAUGGAAUGCAAGUUCUUAUGGAUCUGCCUUUGCAGAAUGAAUUUCCUUCCCCCUCAUCCUCUCGACACCAUGCUUUGAUAUCUCCUCCAACCAACUUUGAGCACGUCUAUCACAUGAGCCCUAUUUCUGCAGAAAUCUAUCUUCAGAAAGACCAUUCCUCACUGCAAGGCCUCUCACCGCUCUCUUCCUCCUCCUCUCCCUCCACCACUUCCUUAGCAAGGAGUGUUUUGCCUACAACUCAAGAUGAUCAGUCCAGAGAUAGACAAAGACCCAUGUCGUCUGCUAGUAUCACUCGACAGCAUCAACAGAGGAGUAAAAGUUACAUCACACGAACAGCAUCGGGGGGUACAGAUUUUAGCAGCUCAGCAUCAUCACGCAACAUCUCAGAUCCUGACCAAGAUUUUGAAAAAGAGCCGGACUCUGACUCCACCAAACAUUCAACUCCUUCAAACAGCUCAAAUCCCAGCAGCCCUCCAAGUCCCAAUUCCCCACAUCGCAGCCAGCUUACCCUCGACGGUCUGGACCAUUCCACGUUUGAUGUUUGAAACAACUACUUUGUUCCAGAAAGGAUAUUUUUAAAACUCUUUCUUACUUUGCUUCAGGAUGGAAAACAUCAGGACUUGAGGAUCUUGAAGAAAUGUUGCUACAAGAAAGUGCCAAGUACAGCUUGUAUUUAGUUUUUAGGUUUUUUUCUUUUUGAUCAGUGUUGCACAGAAAAGAAUCGUGAUCCUUUAAUUUCUUCUCACAUCAGUUUACUCCAAAUCAGAAUGACUUUUAUUUUUUUAAAUAGAUUUCAUGAUUUCUUUUUCAAGCAUAAUUAAUGAGCGAAUCACUUAGGAUUCUGUUCCUAAUGGGUUUCAUCUGCAAAUGACCUUGUUAAUCGUGUCAACGGUAUAAGAACAGGAUGGGUGUUCUCAAGGUCCUUGCAAGCUACUGUGUGUGGGAUAUGAACUUAGCAGCACGGAGAAGCAAACCUCAGCUUAGAAUUUCACCAGAGGCUGCUGGCCUGGUGUCAGGCAUUCUGAAGUUAUUUCUUCUGCUGUUCAGAAAGCUGCAAGUUUCCCCCAUAUGUUUGUAUGCCCGCUUUGUAGCUCUUUAUAUCUUUCAAUAUGUAUUACAAAGGCCCAGACCAGAGGGGUCGUGCAAUGAAUCUCUGCAGCAUGUUGUUAUGCUGACUGUAAGAAAUUCGGCACAGUGGAUGAUCCAUAGCAAAGAAUUUAUCCCAGAAAGGACAAAUGGAGCCCCAUGGUUCAGCUCUGCUGGAUAGUUUUGUUCAGCAGUUUCUACUUACAUGUUCCAGAAGAGUCCUAUUUUUCCUUUUAAAAUUUUAAGAAAUAAUCCUAGCAUCACAAAUUAUGAAAAUUAUUGAUUACUCUGACUAACUUUUCUUCAUUGUGGAUAAGGAUCAAUGGACUGCUGAAACAGUCAGGAACUGCAGCUGCAAUCCACUUUUAGCAUACAUUAGAGACAUUCAUCUCUUCCUGUUCUUUUGCACUGUCGGGGUCAAAAAUGAAAAUGCCAAUAUCUGACUCUUCAGGGUUUAUGCAGUGCCAGUAGUCACUACUGUGAAUGUCUGUGUCAGUUAGCUUUGUGCAGUGCUUUAUCAGUAAUGUACAGCACGUAGAGAGAGGCUGCAGACUAUGUAAGACUCAGCUUUUCCUGAGACACAUGCGAGCUCCUUGCAAUAGCUGUAAAAUUGCUUUGAAAUGGUUACUUAAGGAAACUCUCACUGCGUAAUGCAUAGGAUCGAUUGAAAUAUCCAUGAACUCUACUCUCCGCGGUGUACUUAUGUCACAUCUUGAUGUGCGUGACAGCCAGCCCAUUUCAUGUAUGACAUGUUGUUUGCUUUGUGAAAAAUUGCAAAAACAAAAUGCCCCCAUGGUGCGCACACAGCUGCUCAUUACUAACCAACUGUUUUGUUGCCAUUUUAUCCCUGCCACUUUCUUCCCGAGUUUUAUCCAAAUGUUUGUGAACACCCCUCAUUUAAAAGCUUCUAUUUGACAGCCAUCAAUGGCCUAUAUCCAGUGCGUCACACAAGUGUGCCUUCUGUGACAUUACAGUAACAUCCGUGAUAUCUGGAGCACCAGUUUGUUUUUUUUUUUUGUUUUUUUGCCCGCCUGCUGGUGCCUCAUACGGUCUUUUAAUUUGUUUGUUUGGUUUUUUUUUUGUUUUUUUUUUUUGGUCCCCAAACUCACACCCCCCAAGCCUUCCCUUUAGUAUUUUUCUUUGUGAAGUCGCUCAGUAUUUAAGUCAAACCUUGACUGCUUUCCAGAUUUCUUUCCCUUUUUUUUAAUUGUAAGUCUUUAUAAUUAAUGAAAUUUAAAAAGCAGAAAAGGUAAUAAAGAAAAAGGGGAUUUUUUCUUUUCGUAAACUUAAUUUCUAUUUUUUUGCAACUGUGGCAAAAUGGAAGAUAUUUUAAGUUAUUAAAGAAGCCAAGUCUUGUGGCCAAGCA
This is a messenger RNA of Polypterus senegalus (gray bichir), 7955 nucleotides long. It is a transcript of the gene cdc42bpb, whose product is annotated as CDC42 binding protein kinase beta (DMPK-like). Gene Ontology annotation, molecular function: ATP binding; protein serine/threonine kinase activity. Bases 595 to 6048 code for a protein of 1817 amino acids. Gene Ontology annotation, biological process: peptidyl-threonine phosphorylation; actomyosin structure organization. The record is from RefSeq and is a predicted model, not a curated record. Gene Ontology annotation, cellular component: cytoplasm; cytoskeleton. NCBI's taxonomy places the organism in Eukaryota, Metazoa, Chordata, Cladistia, Polypteriformes, Polypteridae. The transcript is spliced from 40 exons.